Messenger RNA from Aplosporella prunicola CBS 121167, 744 nucleotides. RefSeq lists its product as uncharacterized. The record is from RefSeq and is a predicted model, not a curated record. Bases 133 to 585 code for a protein of 150 amino acids. The transcript has a single exon. Lineage: Eukaryota; Fungi; Ascomycota; Dothideomycetes; Botryosphaeriales; Aplosporellaceae.
GUGGGCCUCGAAAGGAUGCCGCAAAAGCCCCAGACGUCGGACGAUUGAUAAGCCAUCCACUCUGCCCGCAGAGCGUUCCAUCCUUAUAGCCAGGGGCCCGAAGAGCAGGCCCAGAAAUCUUAGAGAAUCAGAAUGGAAGCGAAGGGCAGAGUUCCUGGAACAAGCGACCUAGACACGACAACUCCUCCGACCAAGCACCCACUCUACGGCACGACCCCGCAGAAACAUCUUCAUCACCGCAGCAGCCGCAGCAGCAGGGCGUCCUCGCCCCGACGACAUCCAAUGGCAUUGCGGCGACACACAUUGACUCGAGGCGGGAACGCGAUCGCCAGCGACGCCCCCGACAGCCAGAGCUCGCGACGGGAGCUUUGCCGACUCCUCCGCACAGGCUCGUCGCAGCUUUCGGCAUUAUCACGCGCCGAUGACGGAUUUCCUCACUCGAUUCCGUCGACCCUUCGCUCCGCCUGGCGUACCCCCGUUCACGUUUCUCCUCCGGCGCCCUGCAUCGCUCCCCGCACGUCGCACGCACGCUCGCUCGACAAUACACGGCAUGGCUAUAGGUCUAUAAGGAAAGGGGGGAAAUAAUCGCACCGUGAUCUUGUGGCUGGCUCUGCUGGCUCAUGGAGGCUUCGCGCGGGCGUCGCGCGGAGGUGAUGCGGAGGUGCUGUGAAGCCUGCCGGCUCUGCUGGCUGCUGUCUCUCUGGCCUUCAGUCUCUGACUGUUCGUCUCUGACCUCUGGUCUGU